Humulus lupulus (European hop) is the source of this 915-nucleotide messenger RNA. RefSeq lists its product as uncharacterized. Gene Ontology annotation, cellular component: nucleus; proteasome core complex, alpha-subunit complex; proteasome core complex. Lineage: Eukaryota; Viridiplantae; Streptophyta; Magnoliopsida; Rosales; Cannabaceae. The transcript is spliced from 4 exons. The record is from RefSeq and is a predicted model, not a curated record. The coding region runs from base 1 to 915 and encodes 304 amino acids.
AUGAAUGGAAGGGUACAGGGGCUUCUAUGUCUCAGCGAUGGGCUUCGGGCAGGGACUGUUUGCCUUCCCUUCAUGUUCUUUCUCAGUCUCAGUGAUGGAACGGUAUCUCACUCUCUCUCUACUUGCAAUUACAGAGACGAUGUGUGGGAUUUGAGCACGCGAUGGGGCUUAAAAAAAAGUCCACUGCUAAACUUCAGAACGGUGAGGAAGAUUGUGAAUUUGGAUGAUCACAUUGCAUUGGCCUGUGCUGGGCUCAAAGUUGAUGCUCGUGCCUUGAUAAACAAGGUGAGAAUUGAAUGUCAAAGCCACCAACUUACGGUUGAGGAUCCAGUAACUGUUGAGUAUAUUACUCGCUACAUUGCUGGUCUUCAACAGAAGUAUACACAAAGUGGUGGUGUUAGACCGUUUGGGCUUUCAACUUUGAUUAUUGGCUUUGACCCAUACACAGGUGCACCGAAACUAUAUCAGACAGAUCCUUUUGGGACAUUUUCAGCCUGGAAAGCAAAUGCCACUGGAAGAAACUCUAACUCAUUACGUGAGUUUCUUGAGAAAAACUACAAGGAGACAGCUGGGCGAGAAACCGUCAAGCUCGCCAUUCGUGUUUUGCUUGAGGUAAGUAAUAGCAGACGCAUAUUUAAUCUAGGGAAUCAACAACGAAGAGAAAGUACAUCUGAGGCAAAAACUGGUAUCCCAUUUAAGAGAAGAAAACUAUCAGGUAAAGAAGAGAAAUGGAAUUUCAAAGGUGGUCUGAACACUAUUAUACACAUACCAAUUGAUGUUGGUUACAUAGAAUUAUUGGAGAAGUUGUAUUUGAAGCUGAAAGUGGAUAAGUCAUUGUUUGACUUAAAGUUGGAAGUGUCGUUUACAUGCAAUGAUUUUAUCAUAGAUCCCAUUGAAAUCACAGAUGAUGAUUGA